AUGCUGGCAAAAAAAAUAUUUCUUCAAAAUUUUUAUUAUCUUCGUGUAGUAAAAAAUGUGCCACUAAAAAUUAUGGACGGGCACAUUCUAAAUCCUCGAAUUUUUUAUUCUAGCGAUCUGUCUCGAAAAAGGGCCACUAUUGAAAAAAAAGGAAGCAAAAAAAGUGAAAGCAAAAAAGGUGAAAGCAAAAAAGGUGAAAGCAAAAAAGGUGAAAGCAAUAAUAAUGACGACGAUAAUAAUAAUUCGAGCCCUAUUGAUAAAACAAAUUUAAUUGAAGAAGAAAAAAAAAAAAAAAAAAAUAGCGAAUUUAUUAAUAUACAUGAAAAUCAAGAAAAAGAAUAUUUCCCCAAUAUGGUCUUAAAAAUUUUAAGUGAUAAAAAUGGUGAAGAAGAAAAAAAGCGUUUAAUAAAUGAAUAUAAAAAAUGUAUAAGCAAAUAUUUUGAAAUAGAAAAUGAAAUAAAUAAUUUAAGCCAUAAAAAAAAAAAAAAAAAUGAACUAGAAUUUGGUGAUAUUUUUGUAACCCUUUAUUUAUGUUAUGUAGAGAAAAUAUAUGAUUUAGAUUUUUUAACAAAUUUAAGUAAUAUUUUUGAUAUAUUAUAUAAAUUUGAAAAAAAUGUAAAUGAUAGACAUCAAUUAAAUAAACAAGAUCAUAUAAUAAACAAAGAUAAUAUAAAAUAUUUUUCGAUAAUUUUUUAUUACUUUUCUUUUUUAAAUAUUAAAAAUGAUAUACUAUAUAUGAAUAUAAGAAAUUAUAUUAUUAAUAAUCAAGUUGAACCAAUAAUAAUUUAUAAAUAUUUAGAAAGCCUUUCUUUUAUAAAAAAUUUAUAUGAUCAUAAUAAAACAUAUGAACAUAUUAGUCCAAUAGUUGAAAUAAUAAUAGAAGAAUUUGAUAAUUUUAACAAUUAUUUUUUAUUAAAUAUUUUACAUUUUUUGCACACAUUAAAUUUUAUAGAUAAAAAUGUAUUUUCUUUUUUAUCAAAAAAGUUAAAUAAAAAUAUUUAUCACCAAAAUGCAAAUUAUUAUGACUUGUGCAUGUUAUCUCGAGCAUAUGCUCUAUAUAAAAAUUAUAACAUCACAUUUAAUAAAUAUUUAUGUAAUGAUAUAAUAGCUAAUAUAACUAAAUAUGAAGAUCAAUUUCAAAAUGAAAAUACAACAAUAGGAGAAAAUAUAAUAUCAUCGUCUAAACAAAACAUAGAUGAUCAUUCAGAAAAAAUAAAUAACUCAAAAGAUUUAUUAAAAAAAAAUAUAGAUAAUGAAAAUAAUAACGAAACGAACGCAUAUAUUGAUGAAAUAAAAAAUAUAGAUAGAACUAACUAUUUUAUGUUUAAAAAUAGCUUAUACAAUGAUGGAAUAAAUUUUUAUUCAUUUUUUUUAAAUUCAAAAACUGAAAAUAGAGAAAAAUAUAAAAAAGAAACAAUUAUGGAUAUCAAUUUUACAAUGUCUAUCAAAAAUGAUAAUAACUUUGAAAAAUCAAAAUAUGAUGACAAUUAUAAUUGGAAUGACAUAUUUAAUAAUGAUGUUAGACAUAAAAAUAAAAACAUAAAUAACAAACCAUUUAUUGAUAUUAAAAAAGAAAAUAUGAAUGAUGAUAAAAUAGUUAAAAUGUGUAAUGAAUAUUUAAAGGAAAAUAUAUUAUAUGAAUUUAGUCAUAUUCAACUUAUAAAUAUUUUUAAAAAAAUGAACGAAAUAUUUAAUAAAGAUAUAACAAAAAUAGAUAAUACUAAUAUUAGUGAAGAUAUAAAUAUAUAUACUAAUGAUUAUAAUGAUGAAAAUAAAAUAAUACAUUACAAAAAAAAAUUGCUUUUUAUAGAAAAUUAUUAUAUUGGACAUAUUUUUUUUAUAGUUGACUCAUUAUUAUCACUAAAUGUACAUCAUACUAAUAAAAAAGAUUUUAUAAAUUUAGAAAAUAAAGUUUUUAAUUUAAUAAAAAAUAAUGAACAUUAUAUUAUUACCAAUUUCGAUAGUAAUGAAAUAAAAAGUGUUUUAAUAUUUUUAUCACAAACAAAUAAAAUUUAUAAAGACUCUUUUAUAUAUUGUCUUACACACAGAAUAACAGAUUUAUAUAUUAAUAAUCUCUGUACCGCAAAAAUACUAGCUAUUUAUUUACAUAAUUUAUUACAUUUUACAAAACAUAAAAUUUCAAAAAAAAACAGAUUUAAUCAUACUAUAAGAAAUAUUAUAUAUAAUACAUAUCCAUGGUUGAAUAGUAAUAAAAAUUCACACAAUACCCAAACAACUAAUAGUAUAAAUAGCGAAAUAACAAAUAUUUAUAACAAUAUUAAAGUAAAAAAUUAUUCGCUUUUGCAAUUAUUAUCAAUAUAUAUUUGUAAAAAUGUUUAUUUUAUGAGUUUAUCAACUUUAACUUCUAUAUUAAGAUCCUUUUCUUAUCUCUCGUUUAAUGACGUUAAUUUUUAUAACGUUUUUAUUCCUUUAUUUAUGAAACAUAUGGACAAUUUAUCCAAUGUAGAUAUUUUAAACAUAACACAGGCAUAUAACAAGCGAAAAAUUCAAAAUAAAUAUUUUUAUUAUUUGCUGUCAAAAGUUUAUCAAAGUAAAAGCACAGAAAAAACAAACAAUCUUAAUCCGCCAAUUAAAUUAAUUGGUUAG
Plasmodium yoelii is the source of this 2607-nucleotide messenger RNA. Its product is annotated as conserved protein, unknown function. The record is from RefSeq and is a predicted model, not a curated record. Lineage: Eukaryota; Apicomplexa; Aconoidasida; Haemosporida; Plasmodiidae. The coding region runs from base 1 to 2607 and encodes 868 amino acids. The transcript has 2 exons.